GGCAGCCGCUCCUGUCAGCGGGUGAAAUGGCAGCGGCAGAACCGGCGGCGGCCGCGGUCCCGGGGGGCGGCUGAGGGGGCCGGGCCGGGGCUGCGGGGCGAGCAGCGCGGCGGGGAUCCAGCGGCGCGGCCCGGGACAGUGAGGCUCAGCACGGCGAUGGCGGCGCGCUCGGCGCAGACAGAGCUGUGACCUGGCCCUGCUCGCAGCUGUUGAGCCUGCCCACCAUGGCGAGCCCCACUCUGAGCCCCGACUCCUCAUCCCAGGAGGCCCUGUCGGCCCCCACCUGCUCCCCCACCUCUGACUCCGAGAACCUCAGCCCCGAUGAGCUGGAGCUGCUGGCCAAGCUUGAAGAGCAGAACCGGCUUCUGGAAGCCGACUCCAAGUCCAUGCGCUCCAUGAACGGCUCCCGGCGGAACAGCGGCUCCUCGCUGGUGUCCAGCUCCUCGGCCUCCUCCAACCUGAGCCACCUGGAGGAGGACACGUGGAUCCUGUGGGGCCGGAUCGCCAACGAGUGGGAGGAGUGGCGGCGCAGGAAAGAGAAGCUGCUGAAGGAGCUGAUCCGCAAGGGCAUCCCACACCACUUCCGGGCCAUCGUGUGGCAGCUCCUAUGCAGUGCCACAGACAUGCCGGUCAAGAACCAGUACUCGGAGCUACUCAAGAUGUCCUCGCCCUGUGAGAAGCUGAUCCGCAGGGACAUUGCCCGCACCUACCCAGAGCACGAGUUCUUCAAGGGCCAGGACAGCCUGGGCCAGGAGGUCCUCUUCAACGUCAUGAAGGCUUACUCCCUGGUGGACAGGGAGGUGGGCUACUGCCAGGGCAGCGCCUUCAUCGUGGGCCUGCUCCUCAUGCAGAUGCCUGAGGAGGAAGCCUUCUGUGUAUUCGUGCGGCUGAUGCAGGAGUACCGCCUGAGGGAGCUCUUCAAGCCCAGCAUGGCGGAGCUGGGGCUCUGCAUCUACCAGUUCGAGUACAUGCUACAGGAGCAGCUCCCAGAUCUGAACACCCACUUCCGCUCCCAGAGCUUUCACACGUCCAUGUAUGCCUCGUCCUGGUUUCUCACGCUCUUCCUGACCACUUUCCCGCUACCUGUUGCCACCCGUGUCUUCGACAUCUUCAUGUACGAGGGCCUGGAGAUUGUGUUCCGGGUGGGCCUUGCCCUGCUGCAGGUGAACCAGACAGAGCUGAUGCAGCUGGACAUGGAGGGGAUGUCCCAGUACUUCCAGAGGGUGAUCCCCCACCAGUUCGACAGCUGCCCAGACAAACUGAUCCUCAAGGCUUACCAGGUCAAGUACAACCCCAAGAAGAUGAAGAGGCUGGAGAAGGAGUAUGCAGCCAUGAAGAGCAAGGAGAUGGAGGAGCAGAUUGAGAUCAAAAGGCUUCGGACGGAGAACCGGCUCCUGAAACAACGGAUCGAGACCCUGGAGAAGGAGAGCGCUGCUCUGGCUGAUAGGUUAAUCCAGGGGCAGGUGACGCGGGCGCAGGAGGCCGAGGAGAACUAUGUCAUUAAGCGGGAGUUGGCUGUCGUGCGGCAGCAGUGCAGCUCAGCGGCCGAGGACCUGCAGAAGGCCCAGAGCACCAUCCGGCAGCUUCAGGAGCAGCAGGACAACCCGCGCCUCAGCGAGGACUUCGUGGCCCACCUGGAGACUGAGCUGGAACAGUCGAGGCUACGGGAAACCGAGACGCUGGGGGCUCUGCGGGAGAUGCAGGACAAGGUUCUAGACAUGGAGAAGAGGAACAGCUCGCUGCCCGACGAGAACAACGUGGCGCGGCUGCAGGAGGAGCUGAAGGCACUCAAGGUGCGGGAGGGCGAGGCCGUGGCCUCGGCGCGGGAGCUGAAGCUGCAGCUGCAGGAGCUCUCGGACACCUGGCAGGCCCACCUGUCCCGCGGCGGCCGCUGGAAGGAGUCCCCGCGGAAGCUGGUUCUGGGCGAGCUGCAGGACGAGCUGAUGAGCGUGCGUCUGCGCGAGGCCCAGGCUCUGGCCGAGGGUCGCGAGCUGCGGCAGCGCGUGGUGGAACUCGAGACGCAGGACCACAUCCACCGCAACCUGCUGAACCGCGUGGAGGCGGAACGCGCGGCGCUGCAGGAGAAGCUGCAGUACCUGGCGGCGCAGAACAAGGGGCUGCAGACGCAGCUCAGCGAAAGCCGCCGCAAGCAGGCCGAGGCCGAGUGCAAGAGCAAGGAGGAGGUGAUGGCCGUGCGCCUGCGGGAGGCGGACAGCAUGGCGGCAGUGGCCGAGAUGCGGCAGCGCAUCGCCGAGCUGGAGAUCCAGAGGGAGGAGGGCCGCAUCCAGGGCCAACUGAACCACUCGGACUCGUCUCAGUACAUCCGCGAGCUCAAGGACCAGAUCGAGGAGCUGAAGGCCGAGGUGCGGCUGCUGAAAGGCCCACCGCCCUUCGAGGACCCGCUGGCCUUCGACGGGUUGGGCCUGGCGCGGCACCUGGAUGAGGACUCGCUGCCGUCGUCGGACGAGGAGCUGCUCGGCGUGGGCGUGGGCGCGGCGCUGCAGGACGCGCUCUACCCACUGUCCCCGCGCGACGCGCGCUUCUUCCGCCGUCUGGAGCGGCCGGCCAAGGACAGCGAGGGCAGCUCAGACAGCGACGCCGACGAGCUGACCGCGCCCUAUAGCCAGGGCCUGGACAACUGA
Molecule: messenger RNA, 2642 nt
Organism: Zalophus californianus (California sea lion)
Lineage: Eukaryota; Metazoa; Chordata; Mammalia; Carnivora; Otariidae
Gene: EVI5L
Product: ecotropic viral integration site 5 like
Exons: 20
Coding region: 225-2642 (805 amino acids)
Source: RefSeq, a predicted model, not a curated record